This is a messenger RNA of Odontomachus brunneus, 1619 nucleotides long. RefSeq names its product angio-associated migratory cell protein. The transcript is spliced from 8 exons. The record is from RefSeq and is a predicted model, not a curated record. Bases 169 to 1431 code for a protein of 420 amino acids. Gene Ontology annotation, molecular function: protein binding. Lineage: Eukaryota; Metazoa; Arthropoda; Insecta; Hymenoptera; Formicidae.
UUCAAAAUUCAUAUAGAAUAGCAUCACGCGUGUUAAACAAUAUCUGCUAUUUUAUAAGAAUUUUGUCUUUAAUAUUACUUUAGAUUGGUGAUAUUGUUUAACACGUGGUGCUAUUCCAUAAGAAUUUUAAAUUUAAUAUUACUUUAGAUCAGUGAUAUUAUUUAACACAUGGUGAUGGAUGGUGAAGAAGAAAUUUCUGAUUUCCUCUCAGAGGGAGAAAUAGAUGAAAUCAUCGAUUUGUCUAUGGAGACAGAUGAUGAUUCAGAGGACUCAAUGGAUUUGAUAGAUCCAAUAACCUCUGUAACCUCUAUGGGAACAAUGCAGCAAGAAUCUAUAGAAAAUGCUGUGUGUGUCUUCAAGGGUCAUGCACGUUCAAAUCCAAUAUAUUGCGCUUGUUUGAGUCAAAAUGGUGAGCUAGCGAUAACAGGCAGUGGAGAAGAUGUAGCGUACCUCUGGGAAACUACUACUGGGAACAUUGUAAUGAAAUGUGAUGGCCAUAUAGACAGUGUUAUAUUCGCAGAGUUCAGUCACGAUGAAACCUACUUAGCCACUGCAGACAUGAAAGGCCUUAUACAACUGUGGGAAUUGAGCUCUAAGACUUGUUACUGGCAGAACAACAUAGGUGAUUUAUUUUGGAUAAAAUGGCAUCAUUCAGCCAAUAUUUUAUUAGCAAGCUGUGAAAGUGGAGAGAUUUAUAUGUGGAGCCUACCAAAGGGAAAAUGCAAAAUUUUUCCAGGAUAUGGUAGUGUCGCGGAAUGUGGAACUAUUUGCCCAGAUGGAAAGUCUAUUGUGGUAGGAUAUAGAGAUGGUACAAUUCGUAUGAUAAACUUAAAAGACAGCACUGUGACAGCCACCAUACCUAUUAGUCAAGGUCAUACUAGUCUCAUCACCAGCAUCGAUUGUGAUGUAAAUAAUAAAUUGCUUAUUUCGGUGUCGACAGACGGCAAGACUAUACUGAGUACAGCGCACAAUGGCAAAAUAAUUUCAAUACUUCAAGAUCUUAGUUCUGGAACGUCUACAGAACAAAAUGAUUGUACAGAAGAGGAAGAAAGUGAAUCCAAUACAAAAAAUUGGGCAGAAACAAUAGCUUUCUGUAAGGAUCCUACACUUCCCUGUGCUGCCUCUGGAACAGUUAAUGGUGAACUCUUUAUAUGGGAUAUUUCUAAACAGAUUCUUAGGCACAACAUAAAUAUUUACACGAAACGUGCUAUAACCAAAGUACUGUGGAAAGGAAACACAUCGAUAUUGUUUCUGGGUGGAGCAGAUGGUGUAACGAGAUGUGUCGAUGCAAAAACUGGCGAAUGCCUUAGGUUUUACAAGGGACAUAAAGGUGCAAUACUGGAUUUAUAUAUAUCAAAGAACGAAAAAAGAUUACUGACAGUCAGCGAAGAUGCCACAGCUAUAGUUUUUGAUAUUUCAUCCAUAUCUUGACGAAACGCGAAACAUAGAAAAUAUUAAUACAGAGUGGCAAAAUUGUCAUUUGGCAAAGAAUAUUCAUGAUAAGAUUUUGCCGCCAUCUUGUAUGUUCGCGUUUUUUUUUAAAUAAUAUCCCUUUUUGUACUAUAUACAUUAUUCGUUUUAGUGUAUUAUUUAAAAAUAAAAUCAUUAUUUUCAUCUAA